AUGAAGGAGGAUGAUGUGAUUCAGUGGAGGUGUGGAUAUGCUGAAGACACUUUAAUAGCUGAAAUCAAUAAACGGGCCAACAGAUUCACUGUAUAUGAUGAUGUUCUUGAUGGGAGAUUCAGAGACAGACUGAAGCUGAACAUACGAACCGCAUCUCUUACCAUCACAAACAUCACAAUUCAACAUACUGGAGAUUAUACAGAUUAUACAGAUCAACAGUGUGAGAAAGAGAGAGAUGAAAUAUCAGUGAAGGAGGGAGAUUCAGUCACUCUAAACUCUGAUUGUAUUGAAAUAAUGCGUUAUGAUUGGAUUCGGUGGAGGUUUGGAAAUGAUAACAUUUUAAUAGCUGAAAUCAAUAAACGGGUCGAAAGCAUGACUGUAUAUGAUGAUGUUCUUGAUGGGAGAUUCAGAGACAGACUGAAGCUGGACAAACAAACUGGAUCUCUGACCAUCACAAACACCAGACCUGAACACAGUGGACAUUAUAAAAUACAGAUGAUGCUUUCAGACAAAUUCUCAUCAAAAGCUUUCCGUGUUUCUGUCUAUGCUCGUCUGCCUGUUCCUGUCAUCAGUAACUCUUCACAAUGUUCUUCACCAUCAUCAUCAUCAUCAUCAUCAUCACAGCAGAACUGUUCAUUGUUGUGUUCAGUGGUGAAUGUGGGUCAUGUGACUCUCUCCUGGUACAAAGGAAACAGUUUAUUGUCCAGCAUCAGUGUGUCUGAUCUCAGCAUCAGUCUCUCUCUACCUCUGGAGGUGGAAUAUCAGGAUAAAAACACCUACAGCUGUGUGCUCAACAAUCCCAUCAGCAACCAGACGAGACACCUCAACAUCACUGAACUCUGUCAACCACGUCCAGACUCUGUCCACUGUUGUGGUUCUACUAAUGCUGUGAUCCGAUUGGUCCUCUCUGCUCUGGUGGGCGUGGCUACUGUCAUUCUUCUGGUUUAUGACAUCAGAUCCAGAAGAGCUGAGCAAGAUCAAACACAUAUUCACACAUCAGGUGGCUCAUUUCCACUCUAG
Onychostoma macrolepis is the source of this 1020-nucleotide messenger RNA. Its product is annotated as SLAM family member 5-like. The record is from RefSeq and is a predicted model, not a curated record. NCBI's taxonomy places the organism in Eukaryota, Metazoa, Chordata, Actinopteri, Cypriniformes, Cyprinidae. The transcript has 5 exons. The coding region runs from base 1 to 1020 and encodes 339 amino acids.